This is a messenger RNA of Bradysia coprophila, 1878 nucleotides long. RefSeq lists its product as uncharacterized. The record is from RefSeq and is a predicted model, not a curated record. Lineage: Eukaryota; Metazoa; Arthropoda; Insecta; Diptera; Sciaridae.
AAACUUUUACUAUUUACAACUUCGUCGUUUUGUAAUAUGUAGUUGUAUUCACUCAAGCAAUCGAACAGCAAUGGAUUAUUAUUUCAAUUGCUUCAUUUUAAAGUUCUUGAUAUCUUUGACGACAACCGCUCAUACAAUGAAAGUGGAUGAGGAAGGGUUUGGUUUCUGUGCAGCUGUAAAUAGCAUCUUAAGUGGCGGCAUAUUUUCAUCUCCCCUUCACAUACAAUUUAUGGAUGGAACUCUACAUAAUUGUCUGAUACCAACCCAUACGACAUAUUUUGUAACAAAUGUUUGUGCUAGUGCAACUACUGCACCGAUAGCGGAAAGCUCAUUGAUCUUAGUUAAGGCUGAACAACUGUUGCAGAUAAAUUUUGACUGCAUUGAUUCAAAUGGAUAUCUCUUAAUCGUUAUUCGAAACGAGUUGAAUCAAAGUUUCAUGAACGAAUUGGUGAGCAUCCUUUGGAAAAAGUCUUUCAUAAAUGUGACGUUUGUAACAAUGAAAAAUUCGAAAAUUUUCUUGCAAACAUUUUUACCGUUUAAUGAUCUCAAAUGCGACGACGUUGAGCCGAAAGUGAUAAAUAAGUUUGAUGAGAACAGACGGAAAUGGGAAAAUGAUCAAUUUUUCCCGGAGAAACUUCAUAACUUUCAUAGUUGUCGACUGACAGUGACAACAUACAAAAACGUUGUGCCAUACAUCGUUCGCGAGGAGUACAUCAACGGAAAGCGAAUCCUUACCGGUCGAGUGAUCGAAAUGAUUGAUGCAUUAGCAAGUACGUUAAAUUUUACAACCCAACUGGACUACCACCCUUCUAUAUCGGCUUACGAAACCUGUAUACGGAUCGUGGCGAACAGAAAAGCGGAUCUGUUUAUCGGAAAUUUGUUUCUCGAUUUGAGUAGAACUUCUUAUGUCGACUUCACAAUUCCAAUUUUCUUUGAAUUUCUGAAAUUUGCCGUGCCACCUGGACGCAGCUACACACAAUUCGAAAAUUUAUCAAGAACUUUUGACUCUCGAACCUGGGUCCUAAUUUUGUGUGUCUUACUGUCUUGUACAAUCAUCGUAUUCAGUAUUAGCAUCAGUUCAAAAGACAUAAAAAUUGACGCAUUUGGUACUGGGUACGAUAACGGAUUCAUGGAUUUCAUUGCGGAUACCUUGGGAAUGUCACGAAUAUCGAUGCCCAAUUUCACCAUUCCGAGAAUGAUCAUUGUAAAAUUUGUGAUUUUUAGUUUUGUCAUUCGAACCUUAUACCAAGCCUCACUUUUCAAAUUUCUCAAUUCCAAUGGAAAGCUUAAAUCGGCCCAAUCCAUUGAGGAAAUUAUCGAUAGAGGUUACGCUGUGUACAGCCUGACUCUUUAUGAAAAUUAUUUAAAUUUAUCACAUCACAGCUUUGCCAGUCGAAAAUUCGUCAAUUUAUCCGACUUCGACGUAUUGUUGGAGAAGAUUUCGAAUGCUAAUUUUAAAGGAGCGCUAAUGCAUACUGGUUCGUUGCUUAUGUACAACAAUGGUUUGAAGGACAGAAAAUUUACGAACGUUUUUUGCAAGGAGGAUUUCAUGACAAUUUCAAUGGUCGCAUAUUUGCCCAAAAAUUCUUAUCUCACAGAAGUGGUGAACGAGAAAAUUGGACUUUUCCACAAUGCUGGGCUAAUCGACAUAUGGGACAGACGGUCUAAAAAUACGACACAAACGAUAGUGGAAGAGGAAAACUCACUGAAAGACCUAUCUGUAAGUGAUUUAAAGGCAAUUUUCCAGUUAUAUCUGAUGGCAUUGUCACUAAGUAUAGUGAUGUUUAUUGGGGAAAUCGUCUAUGAAAAUGUGAAAAGACAAAUUAAGAUCGCUCGUUAUGGUAUAGGAGUUGAAUGCUAAAUAAAAGAGCUGAAAUU